UAUUUUUUCCCCGUUUAUUUAAUUUUAGGAAACAUAAUGGGAUACAGUGUUAGUCAGAGCCUGAUUUCUGGUCAACCACCUCUACUUGUCUUCACUAUUUGUCUCACUGCCUUUGGUUUAUCUAUGGUGAUUUUGGCAUAUGUUGUUGGAGAGCAGGAAGUGCCGAAUCCAGAUGUUCAAAUGGAUUGGAAUAAAUUUUUCAAGAAGAUAUCUUAUUUAAAAUUGUGUACUCUUCAAAAUGAUACAAGACCUACAAAUGAUGGAGGCAUGCAAAAGAAAGGAGGUUUUAAAAGCAUUACAGAUUCUGCUUGGAACUCUUCCAAUUCACAUAUUGUAGAUAAAAGUAUAAGUGCUGUGUUGUCUGAUGUCGUUGAUGGAGCAACUGAGGAUGAUCUGAAUAAGUUUACAUUAGUAAAUAUUGCUGUUAAAGUUCAAUUUGGAUUACGUGGAAAAUUGCCAUCUGAUUCUGUUUAUAUGAAGGGCGGUGUGAAUGGGAAAUUAUUGGGAUUUUCAG
Molecule: messenger RNA, 514 nt
Organism: Stegodyphus dumicola
Lineage: Eukaryota; Metazoa; Arthropoda; Arachnida; Araneae; Eresidae
Product: transmembrane protein 248-like
Source: RefSeq, a predicted model, not a curated record